This is a messenger RNA of Pelagomonas calceolata, 1087 nucleotides long. The record is from the annotation of a GenBank genome assembly. Lineage: Eukaryota; Pelagophyceae; Pelagomonadales; Pelagomonadaceae.
AGACAAAAAGCGCAUCAAAUGUUGCCAAGAGGCAGCAUGAAUCGUCGGUAACAGCCAACAGCGUGCUCCCGUUGCACGCCAUCGCCGCGGGCAGCCUCGCAGAAAGCGAGGAGACCAAAAAAUAGCAGCAUGAAAAAUUACCUACUGCUGCUGGCCGCCGCCGCGGCAGCCACAAACAUAACGAAUGCCACGAAGCCCUGGAAACUAAGAAACGCCAGACGCAAGAACAUGACCCACUGGCAGGGCAUCAACGUAGCGUUACUAUAUAGAGGUAUGCACUACGGUAGCUAUAAAAGUGAAAGGCACGGCGGCAAGUUCGUGAGAGUGAACGCGAACCACCCGACGGUCAUCGAGAACCAUUUGACGAAGAUCAGGAGGCCUCUGGAACGAGCCGGUGCUACCAUAUCUUCUGUGAUAGCGUGCACGCAUCAGUCGGACGUGGUAGACGACUGGCUGCAAAAUGUCGAAGCUUCCGCAUCAGAGGUGAUAGAAACGCAGUUAAGGAAGGACAAGAAGAAUAAAGUAAGGCCCAAUGAACUAUUACAGAGGGCCUACGCCUUGGCCGCGACUCAAGCGUGGGACGUGUUAAUCUCGUUACGGGCGGACCUGUUCCUCAAGCGCGACCUCGCGGAUCUGACGAGGCCACCGGUCAUUGAUAAAUUAUGGUUACCGUUCCGAGAAGUGUUCCUGAAUAUUCAUCACACGCCUUGUGCGUUUCAUGAGAGACCACCGACAGAUAGAUGUCUACAUGCCUGGGCGAAGCACGGCUCGCGGUUUUCCGACGCGCUGCGGAUCAUCCCGCGCGCAAUGCUCCCCGAUAUCAGAGCUGCCGUCGACGAGCUCGUCCGGCAUCGGGUGUGGGACCAGCACGGGUUGGCGUUUCAAUUAAAAAAGCUGCGGGGGUUCGACAUUCCCCGAAACGUGACGCCCCUGGUCGAGGGCUUCUGGGAUUCCAAUAUCGAUACCCGAGCCAAUCCCUUGUUCACGCUCGCGCGGGGCUCGCGGUUCUUGUCGAAGCUGCCGAAGAGCGAGCGGCCGCCCGAGUAGCGAGUCGCGUCGACGGCGUCUUCGUGCGACCGCGCCGCCG